This is a messenger RNA of Mucor velutinosus, 2115 nucleotides long. Its product is annotated as Protein phosphatase PP2A regulatory subunit B. Gene Ontology annotation, biological process: L-lysine biosynthetic process. Gene Ontology annotation, molecular function: homoaconitate hydratase activity; 4 iron, 4 sulfur cluster binding. Bases 1 to 2115 code for a protein of 704 amino acids. NCBI's taxonomy places the organism in Eukaryota, Fungi, Mucoromycota, Mucoromycetes, Mucorales, Mucoraceae. The record is from RefSeq and is a predicted model, not a curated record. The transcript has 2 exons.
AUGUUUUUGUCAAUUUCCCGAGCUAAUUUGUGUAGAGCAACAUCUACCAACACAAGCAGACUAAUCCCAAGUGUCCUGUAUCGUCGGACUUAUGCUACAGAUACAACAGACACCCAAAACUUGAUCGAAAAGAUUGUUCAAAAGUACGCAUUGGAUUUGCCUGAAGGAUACAAGGUCAAGAGUGGCGACUAUGUGACAAUUAGACCUCAUCAUGUACUGACUCACGACAAUACGGGUGCCGUUAUUCCCAAGUUCAAAUCCAUUGGAGCUACCAAGAUCCAUGAUCCCAAGCAGCCUGUCUAUGCCUUGGAUCAUGAUGUGCAAAACAAAUCAGAAAAGAAUUUGGUCAAGUAUGCCAAUAUUGAAGCGUGGGGCAAGGAGCAAGGCGUCGAUUUCUACCCUGCUGGUCGUGGUAUUGGCCAUCAAGUCAUGAUUGAAGAAGGCUACGCUUUUCCCAACACAUUAACUGUAGCAUCAGACUCUCACUCCAACAUGUAUGGCGGUAUUGGUGCUCUCGGUACUCCUAUUGUUCGUACUGAUGCUGCUGCUAUUUGGGCAACAGGCCGCACUUGGUGGCAAAUCCCUCCCGUUGUCAAAGUGGAACUUCAAGGUAAAUUACCUGCUGGUGUUACAGGUAAAGAUGUGAUCAUUACCUUGUGUGGCCUCUUCAACAAGGAUCAAGUGUUGAACACUGCAAUUGAAUUUCACGGUGAGGAGGCUUUGAAAGGAUUGUCUGUUGAGGAUCGUUUAGCUAUUGCAAAUAUGACAACUGAAUGGGGCGCUUUGGCUGGUGUGUUCCCUGUCGAUCAAGCUACCAUUGAUUUCCUUCGCAAGCGUCAAAGACGCAUUGAUCUGACUCGUUUCGAAAACAAAAACUUGCCCAAACUCAAGCAAGGCGAGAAUUUUAUUCAUCCUCGUAUCAACGAUGAGACCAUUCAAUCGUUGAUUGACAACCCUGUCAAGCCAUCUCCCAAUGCCACUUAUGCCAAGACGCUUACACUGGACCUCUCUACUCUAUCUCCUCAUGUUUCUGGCCCCAAUUCAGUCAAGGUGGCCACUGCAUUAGCUGACCUCGAAGCCCAGGAUAUCAAAAUUAACAAGGCUUACUUGGUUUCAUGCGUCAAUUCCCGUGCAAGUGAUCUCAAGCAAGCUGCUGAUGUUUUGAGGGGUAAAAAGAUCAAGGAGGGUGUUGAAUUCUAUGUUGCUGCUGCUAGUUCAGAGGUUCAAAAGGAAGCAGAGGAGGCUGGUGAUUGGCAAGCAUUAGUAGAUGCCGGUGCCAAGGUUUUGCCUGCUGGCUGUGGUCCAUGUGUAGGUUUGGGUACUGGUCUUUUGAAGGAUGGCGAAAUUGGCAUCUCUGCCACCAACCGUAACUUUAAGGGUCGCAUGGGAUCUCCCAGUGCUCUUGCUUACUUGGCGUCUCCCGCUAUUGUUGCUGCAUCUGCUCUCUCUGGCCGUAUUUCUGGUCCUGCCUCAUUCAGUGCAACACAAACACCUUCUUUCAGUAUCAGAACAGAUGCCCCUAAAGCCUCCCCAGAUGAAGAAGCUGCCACUGCUGAAGUCCUUCCCAACUUUCCCUCUGUGAUCAAGGGUGAAAUCUUAUUCUGCCCUGCUGAUAACUUGAACACUGACGGAAUCUAUCCUGGCAAAUAUACCUACAAUGAUGAUAUGACCACCGAUGAUAUGAAGAAGGUUGUCAUGGAGAACUAUGAUCCCAAUUUUGUCAACGUUGUGCAAAGCGGUGAUGUUCUUGUGGGUGGCUUUAACUUUGGUACUGGUUCCUCUCGUGAACAAGCUGCCACAGCCAUCAAAUCCAGAGAUAUUCAAAUCAUGGUUGCUGGAUCCUACUCUGACAUCUUCAAACGUAACUCUGUCAACAAUGCCUUGUUACUGAUUGAAUCCCCUGAGCUUGUGAAUGACCUGAAGGCUGAAGUUGGUACUGCUGAUCUCACAAAGCGUACUGGUUGGAAUAUUGAUAUUCAUGUUGCUGAGGGCAAAGUUGUUGUUCGUAAAGACAAUGGUCAAGAAAAGUUGUAUAAAGUCGGUGCUCUUGGAAAGAGUGUCCAGGAAAUUUGGUUAGCUAACGGCCUUGAAGGCUGGGUUAAAGAAAGAUUGUAA